Messenger RNA from Oldenlandia corymbosa var. corymbosa, 675 nucleotides. NCBI's taxonomy places the organism in Eukaryota, Viridiplantae, Streptophyta, Magnoliopsida, Gentianales, Rubiaceae. The record is from the annotation of a GenBank genome assembly.
AUGAAGGGGCUGCUCGAAGGCAUGGAGCUGACCCAUAGCCUUCAAAUGGAGAGUCUGCUGGCAACGAGCGUCCCAAAAUCUCGCCUGGACACGUACAUCCUUGCGGGAGUCCAGAGGUACCUGGGGUCAUCCGAGUUCGCCCUCGGGAUAAACUACGUCAUGGACCCCGCCAUGAAAAGGGGAGCGAGGAAGGUCGUCAUGGAAAUCAAGGCGGCCCAGAGGAAGAACGAGGACAUCCAGCCCAUCCUCAACAAAUAUGCUGAUAGGAAGAUGAAGGGGAAGACGUUAGCAGUAUGGUUGCGGUGCAAGGCCAGGAAGCACUUUCGGGAUAUGGACUUCGCAGAUCUCCCAAUCAUGCAACAUAUCGUCGGGACUUGCCCCUCCGUCUUGAUGCCCGAGAACAUUCUAAAUAUCCCGGGCAACCCUUCGUUCGUCUUCCAGAUGCCAAGGGGGAUGCAGACGCCUCCGAGCACGCCACCGGGGCCCGAUGAGGAGCCAGAGAUAGUUGCAUCUGUACCUCCACCCCAAGGGCACAACUCCAUAAGCCGAGGAGGAGGGGGAACUUCGACCGACUCCAACACCAACAGCGGGGACAAGGUGAACGAUGCGUAGGGUUAGGAUUCCUAGUGAUCACCUGUCUUUGGGGCUCUCCCCAUUGUAUCUAUGAGUUUUAAC